Labrus mixtus (cuckoo wrasse) is the source of this 892-nucleotide messenger RNA. RefSeq names its product parathyroid hormone-like. Gene Ontology annotation, biological process: intracellular calcium ion homeostasis. NCBI's taxonomy places the organism in Eukaryota, Metazoa, Chordata, Actinopteri, Labriformes, Labridae. Bases 71 to 409 code for a protein of 112 amino acids. The record is from RefSeq and is a predicted model, not a curated record. Gene Ontology annotation, molecular function: hormone activity. The transcript has 3 exons. Gene Ontology annotation, cellular component: extracellular region.
UAUCUUUAUUUCCACCAGUACUCAUCAACUUUUAGCAAACUGCGGAGAAGCAAUCACAGAGCAGGUCAACAUGCAGAAUCUGGACUCUAAAAUCUUGAUCACGUCUCUCUGCAUUUUACACGUCUUCACGUUCUGUGAAGGGCGUCCCCUCAGAAAAAGGACGGUGAGUGAGGUCCAGCUCAUGCACAACAUCGGGGAGCUCCAGCAGGUGCAGGAGCGUCGGGAUUGGCUGCAGAUGAGGCUCCGGGGCAUCCACACCGCUCCGGGCAGGGGCAGCAGCGAGGAGGCGAGCCGGUUGAGGAGAAGACCACGUCCCCAAGAGCUGCCCGACCUGAGCGACCUGACACCAGAGGAGAUCCAGUACGCUUUGAAGCUUUUGGAUAAACUUCUCAAAACUAAACAGUCAUGAUUUUGUUUGCUGCUAUUUGAACAUCGUUAGUCCCAGCAACAUUUCCAAAUUUCUUCUUAAAUAUUAGGCUAGGAUCGUCUUCUUUAUUUAGGCCUAUUUUAUCUGAUUCAAUUUUUUAUUUAUUUUGGACAUUUUUUAUUUUUUUUGUAUUUGUUUAUUAUUUAUGAAACUGCUAUGUAUGAAAAUUGAUAAAGGUAAACAGCAUGGACGAGGGGAAUCUUACCAAUUGUAUUUGCACUUUUAUUUUUGGACCAACAAUAUUUUUUUUGUUGUUUUUUGAUCAUUUGACAUUAACUUUACUAACGGGCAUUUUUUUUCCUUCUUUUAAUGUAAAUUUCACUUUUAAGCUAUUUAAAAAAUAUAUGUUUUCUGUAAAACUACAAAACAGACAUAGGCUAUGGUUAGACCUCAUAGGACCUACACUUGUCUACUGUAGACUGCUUUACUUUACAUGGAGGGCUAUGUUAAGCAUUUAAAUUUGUG